Molecule: messenger RNA, 1483 nt
Organism: Pseudovirgaria hyperparasitica
Lineage: Eukaryota; Fungi; Ascomycota; Dothideomycetes; Acrospermales; Acrospermaceae
Exons: 2
Coding region: 146-1321 (391 amino acids)
Source: RefSeq, a predicted model, not a curated record
UUAGUGCUGAUCACUCCACUUGCAACUAGAUCAAUUGACCUGGCACCCCAGCCACCGCAGCCUUGAUCAGUUUCUUGGUCCUGGGACCUAUGUUGUUGCUCCUAAUGUUUACAUCUUGCCUCUCAGCCUGGGCUUUGGUCCUUCUAUGUAUCUCCCGAUGAAAGUCGUGUGGCCAUUAGAGCUUGACAAGCUAAUCCAUCGACACAUCGUCUACCCUUGGCCUCCAAUACCUGGAUCAACCUCUGCGAAUGGUACAGAGUUGUACCAUGCAGUUCUUCCUGUCGUACUAGCCUCAACAGAUGGGGCUCAGUGGCAGUUAGAUGCACACCUUACACUGCUCGUCAACGAGCAUUUCCAGUCAUUUCCUCUAUAUCAGAGCCCCCUGAAGGUGCUGAGCAAUAUCUACCACUUUUAUGUGCAAAUAGGCAGACCUGUCAUCCUAUUAGUUGCUCUCAAGUUCCUUGUGCUCACACACAUGGCUGACGGCGCCGUUAUCCCGGUCUCAGACCAGAAUGUCCGUAGCAUCAUUCGUGGUACCUUACACUCUGUUGACUCCAGCCUCGCGGCUUGUCCAACUCCUUGCUUCGUCCGUGGCCAGCUUGGUGCCGAAGUCCCAGUCCUUGCCUCCAAACUUCUUCGAAACCUGCUCACCCGUCUCGAGCGUAUUGCACUCAGCCGUCAAUGCAACCAAUGGCCCGUCGUCCUGGCAUCGAUGGCAGUGCUCUUGAUGGCCAUGGAAAGCAUCCACUACAAGGCUGCAAAGGAGGAGUAUCACGCUCACAUGAAAGACCGGAAGAACAUCGACCCAAUGCCUGCCAUGCGACGUAACUUCUCCACCACAUCUAACAUCUCCACAUCCUCGACCUCCUCCUCCUCCUUCUCCACAACUGGUCUAUCAACACCCCACAGCAGCGUCGUCGACAUCAACGACGGCGCCAUCAACGCCAUCCUGCGCUUCUACCGCAACUGCUUCGGCGGCUGCCACGAGAAACUCGCCUUGCCUGCCCAGCCCGUACACCCAGCCCCCCUCGUCCCAACAAUCUCGUCUUUCCAUUCCCUCCGCCCUACUCACCACCAACACACCUACUCGUUUGGUGACCUAGUGCAGGGAGCCGCCCAUGCCCCUGCCCCUAUCGCGCUGUCCGCAGCGUCCGCACCACAGGCCAGAGUCGACGACAGCGCUACUGCCGAGGCCAGCUUCGUGAGUGGUGUGCGCAGCGCCCUCGCUGACGCGCGAGAGUAUCUCGGCGAGCGGAAGACGGAGAAAGGGACUGACAUGACUGGGUUUUUCGACCGCUUGCUCGCGAGACUUUUCGUCUGAGGACGUUGCCUCUUACCCCUUUUCCACCUUUACUCUUUUCCGCAAUCAAGUCUGUUGUUACUAGCUUUCUGAACAGGGUUCGGCAGUGCUUUUUCUUUUUUCUCGGCGUGUGCGGUUGUGCUGUCUUACUCGUUCUCUCCCCCGUUACCCCCUUUUUCUUUG